GGAGUGUAUCUGGGCCAGACUCAAACUUUUUUUUUUGGGGGGGGGCCGGGGAGCAUAUAUAUGAGUGAUGAGAAGCAAGCUGAAGACACCUCCUCUGCCAUCACCUCUGCUCCUCCGCGUCCCUGCUCUCCUCAACAACUACAGCGUCAGCUCUGCCAGCCCUGAAAAGAAAUGGAUCAAUGUACCACCAGUGAAAUUGCUCUAUUUAAUGCCGCCAAAAUCUUCAACGAGUAUGCAGCAAAGGAAGGAGACAGUGAACAUUUGAGCAAAAAUGAGCUGAAGAGCCUGUUAAAGAAAGAGUUCCCCAACCUUAUGCAGUGCAGCAAUGACCCAGCAGCAAUUGACCAGAUUAUGGAGACCCUGGACCAGAACCAGGACAAGAAGGUGGACUUCAUGGAGUACAGCCUUAUGCUCAUUACAAUGACUCAGGUCUGCAAACUGGUGAUGGACAGCUGCCAGAAACCCAAUAAAUGAACUUUUCAAGUUGGAUCAAAUAAAGGUUUUCUGGACAACAUAAUUGUUCAUCAUGUGGUUUUACGUGUGCAGGUUUAAGCUGUUACUUGAUGACAGCACCUUACAAUGUUGCUAAAAGAGGAACCGAUGAACCCAUUCCUUUUCUGUUUGAUUCGUUUUUCCUUUUGUCCAAAAUGCUUGGUCUCAAUAAAGAUUCGACCCUG
Molecule: messenger RNA, 677 nt
Organism: Scophthalmus maximus (turbot)
Lineage: Eukaryota; Metazoa; Chordata; Actinopteri; Pleuronectiformes; Scophthalmidae
Gene: s100a1
Product: S100 calcium binding protein A1
Exons: 3
Coding region: 172-474 (100 amino acids)
Molecular function (GO): transition metal ion binding; calcium ion binding
Source: RefSeq, a predicted model, not a curated record